AUGAAGAAGUGGAUCAGUUCUGAUCCUCUCUUCAACUGUGGCUCAAAUGGCUGGCUCUGGUUCGCCACGAUGGUCCAUGGGUUGUCCGUGGGUAAAGCCGACUACUUUCUUGUCCCUGCUUCUAAGCAUCAUACCACCGACAGAACAUUCAUGUAUCAACCUACAGUAGUACGAGACUACUCGUACAUAUCGGUCAUCCAGUCGUACAAGAUGACUCAAGCACUGUUUUCCCCCUGGGGUGUCCCGGCAAAUCAGCAACGGCUCCUAUGGAUCCGAAUUUCCGACUUCGAGCUCUCGACACAGAUCCCGACAGAUCCAGGUGAUGAUCUUUGUGACUGA
Molecule: messenger RNA, 339 nt
Organism: Penicillium oxalicum
Lineage: Eukaryota; Fungi; Ascomycota; Eurotiomycetes; Eurotiales; Aspergillaceae
Exons: 2
Coding region: 1-339 (112 amino acids)
Source: RefSeq, a predicted model, not a curated record